UAUAUAGGCACUUUUACCAAUCUCCGAGCAAGCAGAUACAGCUUAUAAACAGCUGUGCACCAUCUUUCAUUUCUCUCUCCUGGGGGCUAGCUAUUAUUUACCACCGCCAUCAGUAUUGUUGUCGCCUGCAGCGUUUCGCCAUUUCGUUCUUAUCAUUAGCAUUGGCAUUUAUUACAGCAUCUACAUCCAUUUGUACUGGCACAUUUCCGAUAUACAAAUUUAUCCAACCAUUUCAGAGUUUUCAUUUCCAUCUUUCACAUUUUAUUUUUCUUUGCCGCGUGUCAGUUUACUUUUUUCUUCUUAAUGAGCACCGCAACUUCAGCCGAGGUACACGCAGCAGAUAUUUCGGUCAUAAACGUAUCCAGAUCCAGAUUCAGUAUCGACGACAAAAACAAUAACAACGAAAACAGCGCAAGCAGAAACGGCGGCAACAGCUUUAUUGGCAUGUGCAGCGAGGCUAAUUUGGGCAAGGGCGCCAGCAGCAACAAUGGUAGCAGCGACGGCAGCGAUAUCAAUCGUAGCAGCAAUGCUAGCCUCGACAGUAGUAGUAUCAUAGGUGGCGCCUCGCCCUUUGCUUCCUUUUCUGGAGCCCCGCAUAAUUCUCCAACCUCAGCAUUGGCAGCGGCAGCGGCGACAAUAGCACCUUUAGUUUGCAGCAUUCCAGAUUCAAAUGUCCCAUCGAUACUCGCGGAGCAGCAGCAGACGGCGGCAGAUAAGGGCAGGGUCGCAGCCAUGGGGAAGCCUUUUGAUGCUGAUGCCAACCGUAUGAUGGAUUGCGACUAUGAGGUUCACAGCACGCCGUAUUCAGGGACUGAUGGCAUCAGCGCACAGCGUCCCUCCCGGAUGGCUGCCCAGCAGCAGCAGCAAGUUUCGACAGCUAUAAAUCACAUGGCAGCGCUUUUAUCUUCUCCCUCGAUAGCCGCCACUAAUACCGUCAGCAAUACCAGCACCAAUAGCCAUUCGCCCUUGCCAUCAGUUCCAUGUACCACGCACAUGUCCACCAUCGCAUCAACCGUAUCAGUAGCUACAAUCGAAACAGCUGCAUCGCUGGCCCCGCGCGUGUUGGAUUUGACUGCGACAAGUGCCACCGUUCUUCAUCAUAAUAGCAGUGGUUCUGCAGCUGCCCGCCCUACAUUUUUCUCGCUUGGUGCAAGGUGCCAGUCACCGCCGGCCACCUUCAAUCCUGCCUUCACUACCAACCAAACCGCCGUAUCAUUUCUGUCUUCUAUCGCUACCCCCACCACCACAAGCACGACAAGAGCCAGCGCAUACACGACGUACAAAACUACCACCGCAUCUGCAAUCACCUCAGUCAACGACCAAGGAGCCCAGGACAUUAUGAUGGACAGCGAGAGCGACAACGAUUGCGAGUUUUCACCGCUGCAAACGGCCCAGCGAGUCUCUGGCGUGAAUGCGGCUGAUUCUCAUCUAUCACCGCAGACUCUGCAGCGCUCCGAGGCACAUAUGGCACCCAUCAGAUCACUGACAGAGGCCCUAGCGCUGUCGCCCAGGGAGCGCCCGCACCACUUUGUUGCACCUCCGGGCACCGAAGAGAUGAUGCGCAGCAUGAUGAAUAAAAUUGACGACGCCCACAGAUUCUGCGAGCGGCUGCUGGAAAUUCAAGAAAAGCAUACGCGUCAGAUCAACUCGCUUGAGGUGGCUCUCCAGAAAAUCAACAGCGCGCCGGCUACCACACUCGUCACUGCCAUUGGAUCAGAAGCAGAACCCGCGCCAUCGAAUGCUGCAUUGGCGCCAGGUUUGAUUGGGCACCGGACUCAGCAGAUAGUUCAAUCACAGGCUCAGGGUCAACGUUUGAUUCAGCCGCGGUGGACUGCAAGGGCCCCUGAGGCUACCAUGGCUGCCACUGGGUCAGCCGAGUCAGAGAUGUACCAGGGCCGUGAUCCUUACGCAACCCCGCAGCCAUCUGAUCAGUAUGGGCGCUCGCAGCCGCAGAAUCAAUCAGUGGCAGCGGCAGGCUACCAGUCUCCGCCAAGGUCGUCGUCGUCCGUGUUCAGGCAGUACCAGUUCCAGAACCAGCAUCACCAGCACCAGCCGCGGGCUGCUCCUUACAGCGCGCGCACGUCUCCUGCCGCGCAGCCAGCAGGCAGCAUGGCGCAUUCGCCACGGAUGCAAGCACAUUUGCAAAGGCAUCGGGGGUCUUUGCCGGCUGUCGCGCCCGCCAGCUACCGUAUUCUCCAGGAGCCCAGCAGCCACAUUAGGCGCGGUUCCACACACCAGUCCUCAACAUCCCCCUGGCUGCCACAUUACCAGCAGCAGCAGCAGCCAGCACCUGAUGGUAGUGUACAUGGGGCCGGAGAAGGUGAAAGCCGGGGUUCAUUGCCGUAUGGAUUGACACCAUUGCCUGGAUUAGAUAUUGAGCAGGAUGAGCGGAUGCAGCAGCAACAGCAGCAAAAUCUGAUUUCACAGCAGCUUUUGGCAAACCAACAACCACAACCACAACAGCAGCAGUUUUUCCCCCCGCCGUCUGCUGUUUCCGCUAGCACUUCCACUUUUGCGUUUUCUGCACAUGGCGCCACUGGCUCAUCCAUCGAUAUGCAUCAUUGCCAGUUUAGUACUCAGCCACCGCCGCAAUCUGCACAUCUGCAGGGUGCAGGUGUAUCUCGAUACGCGGGCAGCCGCAUUAAGCGCCCACGAGUUGGAAAUCCUGCAUCAGACGAGCAAUAUUCUGGAAGCGGGGCCUCUGCGGAAUCUUCCUCGCUUAGGCUGUUGGUGCCUGCCCAGGCGCACUACCAUCAUGGCCAUCACGUCCAGCAUGGCCACGGGCAAGCACUUGCGAUCCUUCCUCCCAUCCAUGGCGGCGGUGGCGGCGGAGUUGCUGGCCAGCACCUGAGGCCAAGCGGAACGCCGGGAAGCGUUGGUUCUGGGAGCGCGCAUAUGGCGCAGCCCGACUCAACGAUGAUGCCCGCGCGUGGCACUGCUACUCACCUGCACUUGAGAGGAGCCAAGAGCAAGGUCGUGGGGUCUGUUGAGAUGGCCCAAGCCGAGCGUGCUUUUGACAGACCACCACGUGGUAACCCACAAGCGCAGCCGACUUCGACGUGGCUGGGAGCGCAGCGGCACUACAAGACAGCACUUCUUCACCUUCUAACUCUCGACUCGUUUUACCCAAGCGAUGUGGCAAUGCUCAACAUGUACCGCCAGCAGGGGGAUUUCACAAGCGAGCAAAUCGAGGCUUAUAGUGCGCCGCUGCUGUCAUCGGCGCGAGGCUGGCUGAGGUACAACCGUAAUGCGGUUUUGCGUGGCACGCUGGAUAGCAAGGCCAAGAUGCCACUGCAUCAGCUGGCAGAGGCGCUCCAGCGCGACUUGCACUCCGAGGACGACUUUACGCUGCCUGUCAAUUUGCGGCGGUGUGCGCUGCUUCGCGUCAUUUACUAUCAGUGGCGCGCAACCGGCAAGCUGGGCACCAAGAGCCAGUCGAUGUUCCGCGACUACGAGGUCAAGCUGCGCGAUAUUGAGGCUAUGGCUACGGUUGAGGAGCAAGAUGCUGAGUGGGCAUCUAUUAUGCAGGAGGAGCAUACGCGGAGGUUGGCUCUUAUCAGGGAGAGCCGCGACGGUAGCGGGUCGACCUCUAAACCAAAGUCUGAUUCUCAGUUGCAGCAGCAACAACAGCUGCUGCCAGCUGCUUCUCUGUCUGCAGACUCUUCGACUUCGCCCACUGGGUUUAAGAUAUCGCCCUCAUCUCAUCAUUUGCCGCAGCAGCACUACCAGCAGCAGCAGCAGUCCCUGCAGUCCAGGCGGCAGUCGAUGGACUGGCAAGGCUACCCGACCGCUGAACAGCCGGCGCCUGCUGGGUCGUUUUACUCGCAGCAACUGCAGCAGUCGCAGCAGCAUUAUCCCACAGCGUUUUCAUCGCCAACACAGCAGGGCUACCAGCAAAGACACUCCCAGUCUCAGCAGCAUCACCAUCGCUACAGCCAAGGCCAUCAACAGCAGCAGCAGCAAGAUUUCCAGUACCAUUUGUCUCCCAGGGCAACUCAGUUUGGCAGAAACACAACUCUUACUGACGCCAAAGGACAUUCCGGCACAGGCGGUGUGGAUGGGGAGUUGGGCAAGGACGAUGACAGCGAGAUCUCUGUCAACUUGUCGCCCGAGCCGCAAUAAAUGACAAGCAUGCUCGUCAAGUAACAAUUUCUUCUUUUAAAAAGGCAUUUUAUUCUCUCUCACACAUAAAACACACCAGCUAUUUUUCCGUCUUAGAUACGCCUUCAACGCCAUUAUUAUUGUUUUCCUUUUUCUCCAUAUAUAUUAUCCCCACCAUUUAAACAUACAUAUAUA
Molecule: messenger RNA, 4296 nt
Organism: Kickxella alabastrina
Lineage: Eukaryota; Fungi; Kickxellomycota; Kickxellomycetes; Kickxellales; Kickxellaceae
Exons: 1
Coding region: 304-4122 (1272 amino acids)
Source: RefSeq, a predicted model, not a curated record